GCUCCAUAAGAGGCGAUUAGUGCAGCAUUUCCUCUCAAGCAGGGGUUGUUGGGAAGUGUAGUGUUUUGGACAGUCUCGGCUGCUUCUCAGGAGCUCCCGGGAACUACAUUUCCCGUUUACAGGAGCCGGAGAACAACGGAGCUUUCUCUCUAUCCGCGCUGGCUGCGGCCUUGCACUAAGCGAGAAAGAGGGAGGCUUGGGGGAGGGGCGGCGUUAGGCCCAAGGCCGGCUGAGGCCCGGAGCUGGCGGGGGAACGGCAGCUACACCAGAGGCGAAUUGGCGAGGCUAUGGACCCCGCCGAGGCUGUGGUACAAGAGAAAGCCCUGAAAUUCAUGGCUAGCUGAUACAAAAAGAGAGGGUUGGGAGAAGAAAAAUAAAGGUCUGAUCCUAGUCAGAAAGCUCUAUACAUCACAUAAGCCACGAAUACACAUGCCUAAAGAUGGAUUCCAACUUACAUCUUCUGGAUACCAAGCAUGGCUAAAACAGUGUUCUAUGCCCCGGUCUCUUUGGCUGGGCUGCUCCAGCCUGGCGGACAGCAUGCCCUCACUGCGAUGCCUGUAUAACCCAGGGACUGGCACACUCACAACUUUUCAGACUUCCUCUGAAAGAGAAGAUUGUAAUAAUGAUGAGCCUCCCAGAAAGAUCAUUCCUGAGAAGAAUGCACUUAGGCAGGCCUAUAACAGCUGUACCAGACUUUGCUUAAACCAAGACACGGUCUGCUUAGGUACUACAAUGAAGACUGAAAGCUGUGUGGCCAAAACAAAACUUGCCAAUGGUACUUCAAGCAUGAUUGUGCCAAAACAAAGAAAGUUGUCUGCAAGCUAUGAAAAAGAAAAGGAGCUCUGCAUCAAGUAUUUUGAGCAGUGGUCAGAGUCUGACCAGGUAGAAUUUGUGGAACAUCUCAUCUCUCAGAUGUGUCAUUAUCAACAUGGGCACAUAAAUUCAUACUUGAAACCUAUGUUGCAGAGGGACUUCAUCACAGCAUUACCAGCUCGAGGCCUGGAUCACAUUGCUGAGAAUAUUCUAUCAUAUUUGGAUGCCAAAUCUUUGUGUUCUGUUGAACUAGUAUGCAAGGAAUGGUACCGGGUGACGUCUGAUGGUAUGCUGUGGAAGAAACUGAUUGAGAGGAUGGUCCGUACCGACUCAUUGUGGAGGGGUUUGGCGGAGCGAAGAGGAUGGGGACAGUAUAUUUUUAGAAACAAACCACCUGAUGGGAUAAUACCACCAAAUUCAUUUUACAGAGCACUUUAUCCCAAAAUUAUACAAGAUAUAGAGACAAUAGAAUCAAACUGGCGUUGUGGAAGACACAGCUUACAAAGAAUCCACUGCAGGAGUGAAACUAGCAAAGGUGUUUAUUGUUUACAGUAUGAUGAUCAGAAGAUAGUGAGUGGUCUACGAGACAAUACGAUUAAGAUCUGGGACAAAAAUACCUUAGAAUGCAAGAGGAUUCUGACUGGACACACCGGGUCAGUCCUUUGUCUCCAGUAUGACGAGCGAGUAAUCAUCACUGGAUCUUCAGAUUCCACUGUCAGAGUGUGGGAUGUAAAUACUGGUGAGAUGCUCAACACGCUGAUCCAUCAUUGUGAAGCGGUACUGCACCUGCGCUUUAAUAAUGGGAUGAUGGUGACAUGUUCUAAAGAUCGUUCCAUUGCUGUUUGGGACAUGGCCUCCCCAACAGACAUUACUUUACGAAGGGUUCUGGUUGGACACAGAGCAGCCGUCAAUGUGGUAGACUUUGAUGACAAAUACAUUGUGUCAGCAUCAGGGGAUAGAACUAUAAAGGUAUGGAACACAAGUACCUGUGAGUUUGUUCGCACCUUAAAUGGCCACAAGCGAGGCAUUGCAUGUCUACAAUAUAGAGAUAGACUAGUUGUCAGUGGUUCAUCUGAUAAUACAAUUAGGUUAUGGGACAUUGAGUGUGGGGCCUGUUUGCGGGUCUUGGAAGGCCAUGAGGAACUGGUGAGAUGCAUUCGUUUUGAUAGCAAGAGGAUAGUCAGUGGAGCCUAUGAUGGAAAAAUUAAGGUCUGGGAUCUGUUAGCUGCGCUUGAUCCCCGUGCCCCUGCUGGAACCCUCUGCCUGCGUACUCUUGUGGAACAUUCUGGCAGAGUUUUUCGACUCCAGUUUGAUGAAUUUCAAAUUGUCAGCAGCUCACAUGAUGAUACUAUCCUUAUCUGGGACUUCCUGAAUGAUCCAGCUACGCAAGCAGAAUCAAACCGCUCCCCAUCCAGAACAUAUACUUACAUAUCCAGAUAAAUGGUACUAUACUCUAAAUUACAGUUGCACAGACUGAGCUGCAAUACUUAAAUGAUCUGCCAGUGCCAGGGCAAAAGAUUUAUCUUCAAAACAGAUUGUGCUGAAGAGGCAGAAGCUCUCAGAGGCUUUUGGAACCAAGUUCUCAUGCAGUUGAUCUCAAAAAAGUUCUUCUCAGCACAGCUGACUGCUUGGGUGCUGCUAUAUCAAAGAUUUCUUUUAUCUUUCCUGAAUGACUGAUGUGCACACUUUCCCUCUUCACAAUAAGUCCCCUCAACAAUUCUUAUCCCCGUGCUGACUUCCUAUAAAUAUAUUUAAUAUGUCAGAAUUUCUUGCUUGGCUCUUAAGCAGAAAAAUCAUUACCAUCAUUCAUUCAAUUGGGAGAUCCCUUUUGAUGAGCAAGUAAGAGAGGAACAGCAGGCUGAUGCCUCUACUUUUAAGACUUAUAUAGAUGGUCCCUCUCUUUCACUGUAAUAUGGCCUUGGACUGCAAAGAAUUGCCAGGUUAAUGCCAAAUGAAGGCCCAGGUGGCCGGAAACUAGUUAAGUGGUCAUAAUGGGAGUUUAAAACAAUUUCAAUUAAGACCUUUGCAUUUAUUUAUCUGUAUCAAAUGUUAGUCUGGGAGAUGCUAGUAAAUGAAAAUGUAAGUUUUAUUUUUUAAGUCUAAUAUUGCUUAAGUGGAGAGGUUUAUUGAUCAUCGAUUUCCUUGUUUUGAUGGAUACCAUAUUUAAGGAAGGCAUAGUACAAACAGUUACAGAAACUACAGGGUUGCCUACACACUUAUAGCUUCCUACCUUUACCCUACAUCUAUAUUAAAUAAAUGCUCGCAAAAAAGAUCUUACUCUUCCUACAAACCACUUGAAUCAUUUGUGAAUGGACCAGCAUUUUUGUAUUCUCCCACCUAAUUGGAAAGGAACUUAUAAAAUAAUUGAUAUUAUGACUCCACAUUUCAGCCUUCAAGCUGGAAGCCCAGUUUAUGUAGGAAGAGAAAAUAGUGUGGGGGGAGGGGGGAUUGAAAGUGUUUGGUGCAGAUUUAGAGAUAAAAAUAAACUUGUUCUUUAUUUCUGAGUAAUCCCAUUAAAGGCCAUUAGGCAGUCACCAUCACCAACUGGGGGUAUUGGAAGAUAAGAGCUGAAUUCAAUUGGCAAAGGUUUGUUUUUAAGUAUGAAAUUCCAGAAAACAAAAUGCUUAUGUUGCUAGAGUAGUAAUUGCACCUGUGCAAAUUCCUAGUAGCAAUCUCAGUGGAACCUACAUUGAUGGGAACAGAGAAUAUUUGGGCAGCUGGUUCUGUCUAUAUUUUUUCAUCCCAUAUAUUAUCUAUUAUCAGCAAGGAAGUAUAGCCUGAGACAUUGGUUUUCUUGGGAAAGAUGCUAAUCCAAUGUGCAAGUGUGUCUAAAACGUAAUUAUUUUGAGUUCAGAUUUUUUUUGCUACUACUAAUUACUUCCUAUAGCAAGAGGAGAAGAAAGAAUUAAGUUAUGGUUAGAAAUUUGCUAUUACCCUUUAAUCAUUCAUGAUUGUUCUCCUAUGUACAAGGCCUACAGCUUUUGCCAUGUGUGCGACAUGCAGAACAGAAUAUCAGGAGAUUAUUAUCAUCUUCAAAUCAGCAUUUCUCAACCUCCACAACUUUAAAAUGUGUGGACCUGCUGGGGAAUUCUGGGAGUUGAAGUCCACAUAUCAUAAAGUUGCUGAGGUUGGGAAGCACUGAUUCAAAACAAUGUUUUCUCUCCUGAAUGCCCUCAGUGUUUGUGCAUGUGUGAUUGUUUUCCCCUGCUCCCGGAUGGAGUUUUAAAUAGGGUAAGAGGUGGCUAGCGCAACUUUGCUUGUAUAUUCAGUCCUGCUCCUUCCUGCUGUUUUCCCCAAACAUUUUCCCCAAGCUGUUUGUUUCUGAACAAACCAAAUACUGGCCAGAUAAUCUUGAUGUACAAAAUAUGUUUUCAUAGAGAAAGUCUCAAUUUCAAGGAAAAAGCUGAAAUUCAGCUAUUUGGAUAGAAUGAUGAUAAAUUAUUCAUUGCCAUGAAAGUGGCCACAAAAGAAAGACUUUUUCUUUUCAACUUCACCCUGCAUGAACUUGAAAGAGACUUCCUGUUGAAUCUCCAGUUCUCUACUAAGGCUUUGUGGUUCAUUGGCUCAAAAUAUUCCACUUUGUGUUUUCUCUUCUCUUCAAAACAUUAAAUGGAUUGACUAAAUAUGUAAUUCUCACAUAUCUAAAGUAAAUUUUGCUUUGGAAUGAAUACUAACUUGGAAUUGUGAAUUGUAUAUUCACAAGUGGAAGCAAAUUAGAGCACAACUAAAUUUUAGUCAUAAGAAAAAUUCUUACUAUAAAAAUUUGUAUUUCUAAUACUUGCAAUUGUUUAUUUAAAACAAAAAUGUUCAAUUAGGGACACAGCUGAAUAAAGGAAUCCCUUGUAAUAAUGCUGAGGCAUUUUCACUGUUCCAUCAUCAGGGAAGCUGAGCAUUUUAAAGAUUAUAUUAAGAAUUUAUGUAUGUUUAUAACAUUAAAAUGGGAUAAGCACCCCACUAUGCAGUUAACAAAAUCCAUUUUGAUUAAAUAAGAGACUAAGGAAAAGGCUUCAUGUGUAUUCCUCUUUUCUGGUCCCACAGAUAACAAUCUUUUUGAGCCUGUAUGAGUAGUGGGAUUUCACACUUCCCAAAAUUAAACGUUUGGGGAUUUUACUCUUUCUGAGUGAAAUUCUAAUACAUCUAGUAACAGCAGCAUCAAGAGAAUUGUAUGUCUGUGUAAUUUCCUGCUGCCCUCUUGGUUUGCGAAAAUCUUUUAAAACUAUUUAUUUUUUUCAUUUUAAGCAGCCUAUGUGAUGCAAUUUUAACAUUGCAAGCUAUCCAUAAUUAUUUUUUUUCUCCCUUCCUAAAUAAGCAAAUUAUUAUUUUCCUGAAAUAGAAAACCUUCCAAAGAGUUGUUCUUCACACUAUAUCUAGAUAAUCCUCAACCUUCGUUUUUCUGACAUUCACCUCAUAUAUCCAGCUGAAAGUGAACCAACAAUAGUAAUGAAAGCACAAUUAUCCCCUUCAUGCUGACUCGAACAGGGUUCAGAUGCCUGGAAUGCACAUUCAGGAAGCGGCAUCUCUGAUAAAAUAAUUUUGGCUUCCUCCUGAUUUAUAUCAUGCCUACUGGAAUAAAGCAUAGAUGCAACUCAUCCUUUAUAGAGCACCAUAGGGAAAUUUCUGUUGGUGUUCCUGUCUGCUUUCAAAGCCAGAGCCUUUUAAGACUUUUGUUUUUCAGUAAAGUUACAUAUCAAAGAGAUUGCCUAGUUUUACAAAAUGUAAUUGGGCUGUAACUCUUCUGUUUUUAGAGACAGUGCUCAUUCAAGUAACUACAAUUAUUUAGUGGCCUUUCAGUGGUACCAGAUAGCUCAGAAAUGGGACCUUUGAUAAACCUUAUAAUUGUCUGUGCUAUGUAAUAUUUUAUUAUGCUUUUUCUGGAACACCCACAAAUUGGUACAGUCACAUUUCUAGAUGCAGAAAUAUCUGCAUAGAAUAUUAGAGAGCUUUUCUUGAAAAGGUACAUGAGAUUCAUAGGUUGACUUAUAUGGAUAAAAAGGACAACAUUUAAUGCUCACAGUAAAAAAUAAUCAAAUCACUAAUGAAUCUAAACUUAAUCUUUAUUUGCAUAUACUGUAUAUUCAGGAUUUAGGACAACAUUAAAUGUUGAGCAAGGCAUAGUGAAACUAUUAUGGCUAUGAGGAGCUGCAUGAGAAAAAUAAAACUGAAGAACCAUGAAGGUGGACUGUAGAUACUAAAGCUCUUUGAUCAAAGCAAUUCACAUUUAUUUUGCAUGUUUUUAAGGGUACAUUCACUACAAUGAGGGCUACAAAUUUCUCAUUUGUCUAAAUAGGAAACAGUUAAUUUAUGCUCCUCAGAUAUUUUUAAAAGUGUAGCCCUGACAAUCCUUAUCUAUUGGUUUGGCUAAUUUAACUAAGGGAAAAGGGAAGUUGCUGUUAAUCUACAAAACAGAAAAUAAUAGUAAACCUUUUUAAUAUCUUCACUCUAAAAGUAUAAUUGUCAAUCGUAUUUUAUUUUUCAUAGCACAAAGGAAUUAGGAUGUUACUUCCAAAUCUGGUAAAACAGAAUCAUGGCAAUGUCUCUAAUAACUUGUUCCUGUUUUAAAACAAAUAUCUCAAAGACCAAUAUAUGUUUAUUGCAACUGCAGGAAAUGCAAAUAAUCCAUACAUAGGUGAUUAGCAAGCAAAGGUGUGGUCUUAUUUGUAACGCUGCUCUUUGUUCUUUAGUUUCUAGAACUGGUGAGUGCUUUGGAAUUUUUGUGAUUAUGUUUUGGUGAUGUGUAGUUUAUGUACUAACGCUCACUUGAGCUAGGGUCAUGAUAAGUGUGUUUUUUAAAAAAAAAUUAACUCAUCAAAAAAAAGAAUAUAAAGACAAGAUUAAGCUGUGAA
Molecule: messenger RNA, 6656 nt
Organism: Pantherophis guttatus
Lineage: Eukaryota; Metazoa; Chordata; Lepidosauria; Squamata; Colubridae
Gene: BTRC
Product: beta-transducin repeat containing E3 ubiquitin protein ligase
Molecular function (GO): protein dimerization activity
Source: RefSeq, a predicted model, not a curated record